This is a messenger RNA of Trichobilharzia szidati, 2076 nucleotides long. The record is from the annotation of a GenBank genome assembly. NCBI's taxonomy places the organism in Eukaryota, Metazoa, Platyhelminthes, Trematoda, Strigeidida, Schistosomatidae.
AUGGCGGGCGAUAACACGGAGAUAGACUUGUAUGACAAUAUAGAUGAAGAUUUCGUCCAGGAAUGUACCGACCUCACAGAGCUUUAUGAUGAUGUUAUCACACCUAUUAAGUCUGAAAAUACUAACAUUGCUGCAUCUACUUUGCAGUCGCAUAAUUCAUCAAAUCAUUCUGGUCGUCGUGUGUCAGUUUAUGUGGGUAACUUGACAUGGUGGACAACGGACUUGGACUUACUUGAGGCCGCUGCUGGUAUCGGUAUUAACGAUGUCAUUGAAGUAAAGUUUCACGAAAAUCGUCAAAAUGGACAAUCCAAGGGUUUUUGUGUAAUGGUGUUUGGGUCCGAGCAAUCAAUGCGUAUAGCAAUGGACAAAUUCCCGAAAGUUGACCUUCACGGGCAAAACCCAGUUGUAACUAGUUUUACGAAGCAUAAUCUCAGUGUGUUUGAAAAAGCGGCGGGUGGUGACAAUCAGGCAACUGCCCGACCUCGUACAGAAGAGGUGCAGAAUGCCAAAGUAUCAACAGCAGGUACAACUGGUGUUCUUGGAAACCGUUUGCCAACUCCAUUAAUGGCAACACCUACAAUGCCCGCAUCACUUGGCUUUAGCGUGCGGAAUAAUAGUCCUUUAAUGGGACAGGUGGUGCCAAACAUUCGGAAUGCAGCAAAUUUGUCAUCGACUAUUCAACAAGCUCUCAUUAAUCACAACGUACAAUCUAAUUUAAAUGCCAACUCUAGCAUGGGCCAGUUACCUUUGAAUUUUCCCGGGUCAACUAACGUUCUUAUGCCUCCAAGUGGCAUCUCAAGCGCAGCCUUUUCAGCAAAUGCAGCAGGUCUUUUGCCUUCAAACUUCACUCUUCCCAGCACCAUCCCAACAUCUCUUUCAGCAACAAAUGCACACAUCAACCCCAGUUUCUUAACACACUCCUUACCAGGGAACACAUCCAUUUUACAAACACCAGUGCCACCUAGUGGGGUAAUGCAAAUGAACACCCAUAAUAAUGACUCAAAUGCACGUCCGCAAUUUGACCACUAUGGAAGACCAGUUAUCCACACAUAUACGCCGCCCGUUCCAGGUAAGCUCACAGAAUCAGAGUUCGAAGAUAUUUUGCAACGAAAUAAAACAGUGUCGUCGAGUGCAAUUAACAGAGCUGUUCAGGAUGCUGCAAGUGGUGAUUAUGCAAGUGCUAUCGAAACUUUAGUAACUGCAAUAUCGCUUAUCAAACAAUCGAAAAUAGCAAAUGAUGAUCGUUGUCGAAUACUAAUCAAUUCUCUUCAGGACACGUUGCAUGGGAUUGAGUCAAAAUCGUAUGGAACUAAAAGCAGUAGUCGCAGACGUCGUCGUUCGUACAGCGAUAGUGAUAGCGAUGUUGGCGAAGGUAACUACGGUAGUUCUGUCGUCGGGAGCAAUAGUACCAGUUCACGACGUCACAGAGACAGACCACAUAGGUCUCGAUCUCGUGAACGACAUGAUCGUCACGAACGUCGCAGACACUCGCGUGACAGAGGGUCCGGCGGUGGCAGUGCCUACUACGGUAUGGGAUCAAAUCUAUCACUUUCUAGUGGUUCAGGUUUAUCUGGAGUCCAACUAGUGGAUGGUUCUGGACAGGCGUGUACUGGCAACCUCGGAGGUGGAGCUGACCGUUAUCGUGACAGCAGAUACAGACAUUAGUUCUUGUUUUAUUCUCCACUGUUCAGAUAUAUCGGUCGUCAAUUUGAUGACUUAUGUAGCUGUACUUUGUGUUUCCUAAUUAAUUUUUCAGUCUGUCAUUUUAUCUCCCAAAUCAUCUGGUUGUACAGUUUGGUCAUAUUUCGCUAGUGAUUAACUGACUUCAUUACUACUAGCUUUAAAUGCUAGUUAUUUUCCGUUAUACUGGUAACAUGGAGCUCGAAAGUAUAACAGGCAUAUAUAAAUAAACAUAGAAGUCGUUUCACACAUGUCCUAUAAUAUUGUUUUUAUCUAAAAUAUAUCAUUCAAUCUAAUUAUCUGCCUUCUACUUGAUGAAUUAUCGAUUGUUGUUAUUGUUGUAAUAGUAAAUCGUGGAAACACUCACCACCAUCUUCUGAAAGUGUAGGUUUUCCG